GACAAGUUUGGGAGUUUUACUUUGAAAGCAGCUAGUAAGUUGCAGGCUCUCUAUGAACCCAACCUAGAAAAAUGUCUGUUCAGGCAAUGUGCUAUGAAAGUCAAUUCUUUGAGUUCACACCGCAGACCUGCAUACUCAGGGUGUACAUCACUUUCCAAGACUACUUGUUUGAGAUGGCCUUGGUGGUUGAAAAGGUCAUCAUGAAGAAACUGGAGAGCAUGCAGGGGAACAAAAUAAGCCAUUUCCAGAUUCGAGAGAGCACAGAAAAGUAUCUUAAUUUCAUGAGAGAACGUUUCAACUUCCUAUUCCAAAAGAUGGAAACAUUUCUUUUAAAUCUAGUACUUAGUAUACCCAAGAAUGUUCUCUUGUUGGAAGAUAAAGUCCACUCUCAAUACUCUUACACUAAAGAAGAAUUUGAGCAUCUCCAAACUGAAACAGAAGCUCUUCAAAAGAAAUGCAAAGCGGAAAGCCUGGCAACCCAGAGACUCUUGGCAGAACUGGAGGAACAGAAACAUGUUCAAGCUGAACUGGAGAAGAUAUUAACUUGGUUUAAGGGCCUUGACAAAAUAUGCAGAGAGCAUGGAAACAUCCACUUAAAGGAAAGCUUUGGUUUUAUGACUCAGACAACAAGGAAGCUGCAGGACACCGUAAAAGAAAUAGAUACGAAACAUAAAAAAAUUAAAGUGGGUGGGUCUGCACUGACUCCAAGUUGUCCUCGAAUUAGAAAAAUAAAGUAAGAGAAAUGUGUUUGGGGUUGUAACACUUGUAUAAUUUUAAGCAUUUAAAUACAGCAAUAUUCUAAAACAAAAAUUAUGUAUUUAUCUUUUUUUGUAUAUAUACUCGUGAAAAAUUCAGUAUAAACUAAUUUGGUAAGACAGCUUUUACUUGGUAAAUGUAUUCCAAAUGGGUUAUUAUUCCUAGUAUUUAUGAUAUGCAAGCUAUCCGUUUCAACCAACCAGUUCUACAUGAAAAAAAAUGAUGAAAAGCCUUAUUGCUCCAAUAUAUUACAGCAAUAAGCAGCUGCUGGUUAUGGAUUGUGAUCAUUUAACUGAAAAACAAUUUGCCAAAGACCUUGUCUUACACUGAUCAUGCUUGGUAGAGCAUAUAUAUAAGGAUAGCAAUAGAAUACUGAAUAUAGCAUUUUACUCAUUACAGUGAUUUUGUAUUACAUAAUAAAAAUGAAGCAAGCGAA
This is a messenger RNA of Xenopus laevis (African clawed frog), 1192 nucleotides long. It is a transcript of the gene mis12.S, whose product is annotated as MIS12 kinetochore complex component S homeolog. The transcript is spliced from 2 exons. Gene Ontology annotation, cellular component: chromosome, centromeric region; MIS12/MIND type complex; nucleus. Bases 72 to 737 code for a protein of 221 amino acids. Lineage: Eukaryota; Metazoa; Chordata; Amphibia; Anura; Pipidae. The record is from RefSeq and is a predicted model, not a curated record. Gene Ontology annotation, biological process: mitotic cell cycle; kinetochore assembly; mitotic sister chromatid segregation.